AAAUUCAACGUAAGAGUCUUUCUCCUUCUCUCUUACCCUAAUCUCGGCGGAACUGAACUUUUGGCGAUUCACAAAUCACAUCUCUUCCCAAUUCACAAUCAUGGCGGAUGUUGAUGCUGAUGUCGCUGCGGGAAUCCCUAAGAAGAGAACGUUUAAGAAGUUCAGUUAUCGAGGAGUUGAUUUGGAUGCUCUUCUUGACAUGUCAACUGAUGAGCUUGUUAAGCAUUUCAAUGCCCGUCAACGAAGAAGGUUUCAGAGAGGUUUGAAGAGGAAGCCAAUGGCUUUGAUUAAGAAGCUUCGCAAAGCGAAACGUGAGGCUGCAGCUGGUGAGAAGCCUGAUCUUGUGAAGACCCAUCUGAGAAACAUGAUCAUUGUACCCGAGAUGAUAGGAAGCGUCAUUGGAGUUUACAAUGGAAAGACAUUCAACCAGAUUGAGAUCAAGCCUGAAAUGAUUGGCCAUUACCUUGCUGAGUUCUCCAUUUCAUACAAGCCAGUUAAGCACGGUAGGCCUGGUAUUGGUGCUACUCACUCUUCGAGGUUUAUUCCUCUCAAGUGAGUAGACACUGCUCUUCCCAUCUCUUCUUUGAGCCAAUCAUCCUUAACUUUUUGUUCUUGGUUCAUGUCACUUGAGAAUAUAUUAUGUUUGGUUUGUUGUCUUUCUAUUUUUAGAGACCUUUGUGUUCUAUCUAGUUUGAGAAAUUGAUUAUCAUCAAAGUCCAGGAAAACAUAAACCUUUCAGUUUCAAUCUUAUUUAUUGUUUAAUCAUUUCAGUU
Messenger RNA from Impatiens glandulifera, 773 nucleotides. Its product is annotated as 40S ribosomal protein S15-like. Gene Ontology annotation, cellular component: cytosolic small ribosomal subunit; ribosome. The transcript is spliced from 4 exons. Gene Ontology annotation, molecular function: structural constituent of ribosome; RNA binding. The coding region runs from base 101 to 556 and encodes 151 amino acids. Gene Ontology annotation, biological process: ribosomal small subunit assembly; translation. The record is from RefSeq and is a predicted model, not a curated record. NCBI's taxonomy places the organism in Eukaryota, Viridiplantae, Streptophyta, Magnoliopsida, Ericales, Balsaminaceae.